CUCAACCAUAGGGUUUGGCGAUAGUAAAAAGUGUUGUAACCUUACAUAGCUGAGUGGUACAUACUGGCAAGAGUUGGGAAUACUGCAUCCAUUUUCAUCCCAGAAAAUGUACGAUCCUCUGAGGACGCGUGGUGGCGCUGCAGGAUAAGAAGGUAUAAACCAGAACCGCAGCUGCGGCUCUAUUUACAGGCAAAACUCCCCAGCAGAACUAGGAAGCCCAAGGAAACCUUGGAUGCCACAGGAGAACUGGGUCCUUUGUAAAGGACUACGCACCAGAAUAUUUCUGAGGUAUCUUGUGGAAGAACCAGCCUCUGAUACUGAGGGCUUUACAGCACAGCGGAACUAUCCUCGCCUGAAGCUACACCGAGGAAGAACAAUGGAGUCCAGCAGGAAGCUCAUUUGCAGACAAAGGCAAGUCCUUUUUUUCUUUCUUUUCUUGGGCUUGGCUCAGGCAGGCUCUGAACCUAGGCGCUAUUCUGUGGUGGAGGAAACUGAGGGGAGCUCUUCAGUAACCAAUUUAGCAAAGGACCUGGGUCUGGGGCAUGGGGAUCUCUCCAGGAGGGGAGCUAGAGUCAUUUUCAAAGGAAAUAAACUGCAUUUACAGCUCGAUCAGGAGACUGGGGAUUUACUGCUUAAUGAGAAACUGGACCGGGAGGAACUGUGUGGUCACACAGAGCCCUGUGUGCUGCGUUUCCAGGUGUUGCUAGAGAAUCCCUUAGAGUUUUUUCAAGCUGAGUUACAAGUAAUAGACAUAAAUGACCAUGCUCCAGUGUUCAUAGACAGAGAUAUGUUGCUAAAAAUACCAGAGAGCACUUCUCCUGGAACUACCUUUCCUCUGAAGAACGCUCAGGAUGUGGAUGUAGGCCGAAAUAAUAUUGAAAACUAUAUAAUCAGUCCUAACUCCUAUUUUCGGGUCAUCACCCGAAAACGCAGUGAUGGCAAGAAAUAUCCCGAACUUGUGCUGGACAAAGUGCUGGAUCGUGAAGAGGAACCUGAUCUCAGGUUAACCCUCACUGCUCAUGAUGGCGGCUCUCCACCCAGGUCUGGCACCGCUCAGAUUUACAUCGAAGUCGUGGACAUCAACGAUAACGCCCCUGAAUUUGAGCAGCCUUUCUUUAGGGUGCAGAUCCCUGAGGACAGUCCAGUAGGCUUCCUGAUUGCCAACGUCUCUGCUACGGAUAUAGACACAGGAGUCAAUGGAGAGAUUUCCUAUUCACUUUUCCAGGCUUCAGAAGAGAUUAGCAAAACCUUUGAGAUCAGCCCCAUGACAGGAGAAAUUCGACUGAAAAAACAACUUGAUUUUGAAACAACUCAGUCCUAUGAGGUCAAUAUCGAGGCCAGAGAUACUGGAGGUCUUUCUGGAAAAUGUACUGUUCUGAUUCAAGUCAUGGAUGUGAACGACAAUGCCCCUGAAGUCACCAUGUCUGCACUUACCAGACAGAUCCCUGAAAACCGGCCCGAGACGGUGGUUGCAGUUUUCAGUGUUUCAGAUCUUGAUUCGGAAGAGAAUGGGAAAAUACGUUGCUCCAUUCAAGACGAUCUACCUUUUUUCUUGAAAUCCUCCACGGAAAACUUUUACACCCUCGUAACCGAGAGACCGCUAGACAGAGAGACCAGAGGGGAAUACAAUGUCACCAUCACCGUCACGGACUUGGGGACACCAAAGCUGAAAAAACAGCACAACAUAACAGUGCUGGUGUCCGACGUCAACGACAACGCCCCCGCCUUCACCCAGGCCUCCUACACCCUGCGGGUCCGCGAGAACAACAGCCCCGCCCUGCACAUCGGCACCGUCAGCGCCACAGACACAGACGCCGGCGCCAACGCCCAGGUCACCUACUCGCUGCUGCCGCCCGCCGACCCGCACGUGCCCCUGGCCUCCCUCGUGUCCAUCAACGCCGACAACGGCCACCUGUUCGCCCUGCGGUCCCUGGACUACGAGGCCCUGCGCGCCUUCGAGUUCCGCGUGGGCGCCGCCGACCGCGGCUCGCCGCCGCUGAGCAGCCAGGCGCUGGUGCGCGUGCUCGUGGAGGACGACAACGACAACGCGCCCUUCGUGCUGUACCCGCUGCAGAACACCUCGGCGCCCUGCACCGAGCUGCUGCCCAGGGCGGCCGAGCCGGGCUACCUGGUGACCAAGGUGGUGGCGGUGGACGGCGACGCGGGCCAGAACGCCUGGCUGUCGUACCAGCUGCUCAAGGCCACGGAGCCCGGGCUGUUCGGCGUGUGGGCGCACAACGGCGAGGUGCGCACGGCCAGGCCGCUGAGCGAGCGCGACGCGGCCAGGCACAGGCUGCUGGUGCUGGUCAAGGACAAUGGCGAGCCGCCGCUGUCGGCCAGCGUCACGCUGCACGUGCUGCUGGUGGACGGCUUCUCGCAGCCCCACCUGCCGCCCCCGGAAGCGGAAGCGGAGGCGGCGGCCGCGGCGCCGGCCGACCCGCUCACCGUCUACCUGGUGGUGGCCUUGGCGUCCGUGUCGUCGCUCUUCCUCUUCUCGGUGCUGGUGUUCGUGGCGGUGCGGCUGUGCGGGCGGGGCGGGGCUGCGCGGGCGGGUCGCUGCUCGGUGCCCGAGGGCCCCUUCCCGGGCCACCUGGUGGACGUCAGCGGCACCGGCACCCUGUCCCACAGCUACCAGUAUGAGGUGUGUCUAAUGGGAGAUACUGGGGCCAGUGAGUUCAAGUUUCUGAAGCCGACUGUGCCCAAUUUUCAAGGCCAUUCCCCAGGGCCAGAAAUAGAACAAAUCCCUAACUUUAGUAAAGACUUUGCUUUCAGUAUUAAGUGACAAUAAUUGUUUUUCAUAUUCCAAAUAUUUUAAAUUGAUAAUAGUUCAAGGUGAUAGUUCUGUCAACCUCUCAUGAAUUUUUAAAUUAUACUAAACUUGCUUGCAAAAUCUGUUUUAAAGAAUGGUAUCUUUUCUUCAUUACUAUAAAAAGCUUAAUGGUCAUAAAUCUUGCCUCUCAAAACACUGAUGAAGUGAAUAGUUGUACAAGUCCUUGUUCUGGCAUAGCUUAGAAAUGUAUUAGGGGGGGAAAUGGGAAAUUAAUUCUAUAUAAUUAGUUCUAUUUCCUUCAGUUUUUCUUACUAGUUUUAAAACCAUGAAGUAUAUAAGGCAGUACUGUGCUAACACACUGAGUCAUGCCUAAUUGGUAAGGAAAGAGAACUGAUACAGUGAUAAUUUGGCUUUUGAUUUAUUAUGCUCUCCUAGCACUUUGAUCUUACUUUCUCUUAAAAUGUUAUACUAAUUGUGCUUCCUUUCACUAAUAUGCCGGGUUUAGUUUUAAUAUAAUUAUUUUAAUUGCUUUCCAUUUAGUUUCAUUGAUGUUAAAUGGUGGGGGGUGAUGCUACACUGUUUAUCUAGUGAGAUGAAAGGGCAUAGUAGGAAAUUUGCGUUUCCCACUUGAGAAACAUUGGUCACCUGUGACAGAAAUGCAAUAGCCACCCAAUUUCCAUUCAUCUUUUCUUCUUUAGUGACAGACCCAAAUUUCAUUUAGAGCAUUUGUGUACUUAGUCAAAAGAAGACAUUUUCCCAGCCUCCUUGGCAGCUAGAACAGGGGCAUUUGACUGGGUUAUUGGCAAUGAGAAAUAUAUAUAAAUGUUGAAGACUUCCAAGAAGUCUGUUAAAAAUGAGAUGACUCAUCUAGGAAGGGGGUCCCUUUUUGUCCUUCUCUAACUGCCCUUGCUGCUUGGAAUGUGUGAGUCAUGGUUGGAACACAGUCAGUCAUACUGAGCCAUAAAGCAACACUAAGGACAGAAGUAAUGGACCAAGACAGACAGUAUAGAAUAAACUUCAAAGAGAUAAGGAUCCCUGAUAAUCACGAAGUCAUCGUGUCAUCCCUGGGUUGCCUACUGCUGAACUUUUUUACAUGAGAAAUAAAGGAACUUCUAUCUCAUUUAAGCCACCAUCAUUUUAGUUUUGUGCUACCUCCAGUGGAAUCCAAUCCUAAUGAUUUCACAGUAAGAUUUUUGUUAAAAUAUUAUAUAAUACAGUAAAAUGCACAAAUCUCAAGUGUAUAGUUCAAUCUAACUAAUCUUUGUUAAGUUUUUAUUCCUUGAUUUCUAGUUUAAAGUAGAGUGCUUUACAUUCAUUACUUUUCCAAUCCUCUGCCAAACCUGAAGGAAGCAUAUUAUCUCCUCUUUUACAUAUGAUAAAACAGCAGCUUUGAGAAGCUAAAUAACUUGCUCACAAUUCUGAAGUAAUAAAAGGAAAAUCUGAAAUAUAUUCUGAGUCCACUUGAAUUGAGUGCCCCACUUCUUAACCCAUACGGUAGGCAUUAAUUGAUAUCAUUUUCUUCCUAACUAAGGAAGUGAAAUCCACCUACUCCACGAAUUGAACUCCUGUGUAGAAAUGUGACUUUUAGUCUAUAGCUUGCAUUUGUUUCUAUAUCAAGGACCACAGUGCUCUGGACCAAUAAACCCAAUGUUCUUACAGAAGUACUGACUUAAGUAAGCUGGGUCAGACACCACAAUCAACCUUCAUUAUGAUCAGAUAGCCUGAUUAUCUUCCUGUACCUUCACAACAUAUCACAUUCGUUGUUGCAGAAAUGAAUGUCCUGAAUAGGGAGUAGAAUUACCCUAUGGUUGUAUUUCUCCCCCAACCCCAUUUUUAUUUAAAAAUCAUAGGGUUGUGCUUCUAUAUAAAGUUUGUGUAUCUAGCAAUAUAAAAUACUGGCAUAUUUUAAAAAAACAAAAAAGAAGUGGAAACUUAGAACCCUUUUGAUUCAAUGGUCUUAUGACUUUAAAAAGAAAAAAAUGCAAGACUCAGAAUUUUGGAGUGGUUGGUGUGCCUCUCUUCAUUUUAAUUUUUGACUGGCUGCCUGUAUGUUGAUGACGAUGUAGCUGUGCUGUUUGUGCCACUGCUGCUGCCAUGGCCAUUUGAUGCUGCAAGAAUUGCAGUUGUUGGAUCUGUUGCUUCUGCUGUUGAAAGGCACUAUAUGGUUGUAUUUCUUGAGCUUCUUGUACUAUUCCUUUUUCUGUCAACCCUAACAUACAUUUCUCUAUAUUUUGAAAGUUUAAACUUGUUUUAUUGUAUACAUUUUGUAAGUCCCUUAUUCACAUUAAAUAUACUCUUUGAAAUCA
Molecule: messenger RNA, 5076 nt
Organism: Camelus dromedarius (Arabian camel)
Lineage: Eukaryota; Metazoa; Chordata; Mammalia; Artiodactyla; Camelidae
Product: protocadherin beta-8-like
Exons: 1
Coding region: 233-2782 (849 amino acids)
Biological process (GO): homophilic cell-cell adhesion
Cellular component (GO): plasma membrane
Molecular function (GO): calcium ion binding
Source: RefSeq, a predicted model, not a curated record